Molecule: messenger RNA, 930 nt
Organism: Benincasa hispida (wax gourd)
Lineage: Eukaryota; Viridiplantae; Streptophyta; Magnoliopsida; Cucurbitales; Cucurbitaceae
Product: mavicyanin-like
Cellular component (GO): plasma membrane
Molecular function (GO): electron transfer activity
Source: RefSeq, a predicted model, not a curated record
AGAAGGAGAAACAGACUUUAUUGACGAAUGAGCUGGAAGUAGAAUAAGGCGUAAGUGGGUGGACGGCUCCUUUUUCUUAAUUAAACCCAAACUUUCUAUAAAACCAUUUAAUUACAGGCACAAUUGCUGGGGUGUAUCAUAUCGCAUCCUUUUCUUCUCUCUCUUUGUGUUAAGGCGUACCAACUGAAGAAUACAAAACAGAGAGCUUUAAGAUCAAGAAGUAGGUUGCAGAAAUGGCGAUGAAAGCAGCUGCUGUUUUUGUUGUUUUGGUAGCGGUGCGGGCGGUUUAUGGAGCAGAUAUCAUCGUUGGUGGCAACUCUGGGUGGAGUCAGGGGGUGAACUACGAAACCUGGGCUGCAGGACAGAAUUUUAGUGUUGGCGACACAUUAAUGUUCAAUUAUGCUGGGAGUCACUCAGUGGCGGAGGUGAAUGAGGAAAGCUACAAGGCAUGCUCCUCCAGCUCGGUAAUCAGAUCCCACACAGGCGGAAGCACCUCCAUUCCUCUGUCAAAGGCAGGGCCAAGGUACUUCAUCUGCCCCACUCCCGGCCACUGUGCCUCCGGCAUGAAGCUUCAGGUCAAUGUUCUGGCGGCCAAUUCCACCCCAAACCCAACCCCAACUCCAUCGACCACCGGCACUCAGCCGCCUCCGUCUCCAAGCGCAGCCGCCCCUUCUGCUUUCUUCACUCUCAACCACUUGAUCUUCGGAGCUUCCGUUGCCACCCUGUUUGUGCUAUGAGUGUGAAGCGGCCUGGGAAGAUGCAGUGCUUUAAUUUACAUUCUAUUGUUAUUAUUGAUUGAAUGAAUAAUUUGCUUUUCAUUUUAUUUUCCUUUGCUAUUUCCUUGGCUUCCUCUUAUUCAGCCGCACAUGUAUUUCGGUGAGUUCUCUUAUAUUGAAAUUGAAUUAUUAAGAACCCCUUUUCUUUACGGUA